This is a messenger RNA of Brachypodium distachyon (stiff brome), 1069 nucleotides long. RefSeq lists its product as uncharacterized. NCBI's taxonomy places the organism in Eukaryota, Viridiplantae, Streptophyta, Magnoliopsida, Poales, Poaceae. The record is from RefSeq and is a predicted model, not a curated record. The transcript is spliced from 5 exons. The coding region runs from base 150 to 623 and encodes 157 amino acids.
UCACGCCCCAGUGUCGCUAGAUCUGGUGCGCAGGUGCGGGGCUAAUGUCCCUCCUGGCCAUUCAAGGGCUGGGGGUCCUUGGGGAGGUCAGAGGCGUUUGAAUCUCACAUUCUGCGCCUGAGUCGUAUAAGGCGUUUGGAUCUGAGAACAUGGUUAUGCGCGCAAUCAGGAGGGGAAAAUUGAUUCCUUCCCGAGAAUUGCUAAACUAUGGCCGCCGGUUUAGUGAAUUUGGAUCUGAUGGUGGGACCGCUGCAAAAGCCCUGAGCCCAAAGAUCAACAUCUUCGUUGAAAAUGUUUCUUCCCGUACUGGAAUAGUGGUGCCUCACAUUGAAUUGAAGCAUGUUAUAGCGGUGGCCAUUGCUUUGAAGGGUAUUGGAGGUCUCCUUUUCAUCCUUAGCAGCUCAUUUGGUGCUUCUCUCUUGUUAGUUCACCUCGCUUUUGUUACACCAAUUGUCUAUGAUUUCUAUAACUACGACACUGAGAGUGCUGAGUUUGUUCAGCUCUUCAUCGAGUUCACACAGAGUUUGGCACUCGUGGGGGCGCUCCUCUUCUUCUUGGGCAUGAAGAACUCCAUUGCCACGAGGCAGUCGACCAGGAAGAACCCCAAAUCGAAGACAAACUAACGUUCUGAAUGUCUGAUGCCCCCUGAGAUGCCACAGUUUUUGGUCUGGUUGGUGGUGUCAGGGGAUCCCUCAUCGAUUGUUCCUGGGGAAAUUUCAGUUCCCAAUCCUUUGCUGCCCCUGGUGUGACUUGCAGCUUUUCGAAGAUGGUAUUGACACGCCUUACCUCUGAAGCAUCCAGAUAUGCAUGGCAAUUCUGACCCAUGCACCGGAAUUUUAAUUGCCGUAGCGCUGAUUACGUGCUAAAUUGCUAAUGGCUGAUUAAGUUAGGUUAUUGGGUGGUAAAUUUUAUUUAUUUGGAGGAGCGUGUGCUCCCGUUUGGUUCAUGUGCAUAUAAAUUAUUGGGAAGUAUAACCUCAAGGCAGGAAGCAAAUUUCAUUAUUUGUACGCAUUUCUUUCAUUCUACUGUUAUCAAUUGAAAAAUAGCCGGUGACUGGGCUUUAUUUGCU